This is a messenger RNA of Linnemannia hyalina, 4890 nucleotides long. Lineage: Eukaryota; Fungi; Mortierellomycota; Mortierellomycetes; Mortierellales; Mortierellaceae. The record is from the annotation of a GenBank genome assembly.
AUGGUUUACGCUACCCGCAGCAGGGUCAUCAGCGGGAGUGCCCCGACCGCAACAGAAACCACCUCCACUCACAACCUCAAAGAGCCCAUCUCGACCAAACACAUCUCUAUCGCUCUCUCCAAGAAGACCCCUUCGACCAUCUCAAAGAAGAGCAGCUCUACCACCACCACCACCACCAGUAAACCCCACACAAUCUCGACCAAAGAUGGCCACCGCAACCACUUGAACGACGGUAAGGAGCACCAUAUCCUUGAGGAGGACGGGCAGGAUCGCCACCAUAUCUGGUACCGCAAUUUUAGCGAGAAUGACGACCUUGCACACCACAACCUCAAAGCUGCUCAGUCGGGUCGUAGCCGGUCCGAUCGCCGCGAGAAUCUUCAUACCGAGAAUGGAGCUACGACUCGCCGUGUUCGGCACUUGUCUCGCCAUGAUGUUGAUGCCGCUCUUCAUAAGGGUACUCCUGCCUCCCAGGGCGCUGUUCCCGAGACUCCAAUGGAUCAUCAUCACAUCCGGUACAUCUCUGACGAUGAUUCAACGAACGCGAUGAAUGUCGAUACACACUCUCAACAACUCGCACCGCUGAGUAACAGCAGCGGUGGAUCUUCGGAUGAGGGGACUCGGAACGCCCGUCAUCGUCAUAGAGCCACCAAGUCUGGCUCCUCUCGUACUUCUCCCUCCUCCGCUCUUUUGACCAAGCACUCGCCAAAGUCAACCGUCGGAAAGGGUACUAGCCACACCGAGACCACACAGUCCAGAACCCCCAUGCACUUGGUCGACUCGAUAGUCGUCAGCCAUGCUGGCCAGCAUGCCAUCUCCAGCCACUACAAGGGCAGCGACAGCACCAUGACCACCACAACCACAACCGCCACCCAUUCUAAUGCAGAGCUCCUCGCCGAGCAGCGCGAGCGUCUGGAACGCCACGAGACCGCCACCCACUGCAUCACCCAAAAGUCGCUCCUUGAUCGCGAGAAGGCUCAUGAGGCCAUCUUGUCGCUCGACCACGAUGUUAUCCUCUUGCAGAAGCUCCUUCAAGAAAAGGAAGAGGCUCUCCGUGCUGCUGAGGCCCGUGCCGCCGAGUUCCAGCAGGUCACCAUCCACACCGAGACUUUGACCCGUGAGAUCCACGAUCUUGAGAUUACCAUCCGCGAUCUCCGCACAAACCUCCGCUCCAAGGAGAAGGCUCUCAAGGAGGCCCAGCAGCAACAUGCUGCUGAUCGUCUCGAGGGCCAGAAGCAGCAAACAUUUCUUGAGCACGAGAUCUCCAAGCUGAAGGGUAACCUCAAGGCCAAGGAGCAUGUCCAAGCGCAGUCUCUUCGCCUCCAGAAGGAUCUUGACGAGGCCAACAAGCAGCGCGCCCAGUUGAUUGUCGAAAUCAGCGAGAUCUCUGAGAACCUCAAGGUGAAGGAGACCGACCUGAUGGGUGCCCACGCGACCGUCAAGAGGCUGGAGCACAGCAACAGCGCCUAUUCCGAAGAGACCCACCGCUUGGCUGAUGAGCUCGGACUCUUGAAGCAGAGGUUGGCUAGCCACGAGUAUGAGCUCAAGGACUGUCAGCACAAGAUCAAGACCCUCGAGGGUGCUCAGGAGAAGGUCCAUAUGUUGAACCUCCACAUCAAGGAGUUGCGCGACCAGAUCUCUGAGCGCGAUGCCACCAUCAAGGAAUUGGAGAAAGAUAACAAAGCUCUCAAUGCCCAGAGCAUCCAUACCGACACGCUUAUGGACGACAUCCGUAUUCUCAAGAACGAUCUCGCCGAUCGUGAGAUCCAGCUCUCCAAGGCCUUGAAGUCCGUCAAGUCGUUGAACGUGUUCAUGGACCGCACUCUCGCUCUGGAGGACGAGGUCAAAGAUCUCCGUGACCAGGUUGACGUCCAAGAGAAGCACCUCACCUACCUCGAAGACGCUCUUAUGGCCCACGAGGACUGCGCUGUCGAGGCCCAGCAACUCCAGGACCAGAUCGAUAUGCUCGAGAACCUCCUCCAUGAGAAGGGAGGCGAGAUUGCCCAGCUCCAAAAGGCUAACAAAGGUCUCGCGAUCAAGGACGCCAAGAUCGAGACGCUCCAAAAGGAGAUCCAGACCAUCCUGCACGAGAUGGAGGCCAAGGAGAAGGCUGCCCUCAACCUCCAGGAGAAGACUGAUCAAGACCUGGCCAGGGUCAGCUCGACCGCCAGCGCCCUCCGCACCGAGGUCGAGGGUUUCCGCCAAGAGCUCAAGGAUAAGAACUACGAGUUGGAGCAUGCCCACAAGACGAUCGAUGAGCUCAAGGACGAGAAGGACCGCAACAUGCAUUUGACGAUCGAGAUCACUAAGCUCGAGAAGAUUAUUUCCGACAAGAACCGCCGGGCGAACGAUCUUGAAAAAAUGGUGGAGUCCAUGAAGACCCACGCCGACCGUGCUGGUCGUCUCGAGGGUGAGGUCAAGGAGUUGCAGAGGGAGGUCCGUCAGGGCAAGAAGGCUGCCGACCAAACCGUCAAGAAUCUGGCCGCGGUCUCGUCUACUGCCAACACCCUCCGUGUCGAGGUUGAGUCUUUACGCGAGCAGUUGCACGAGAGAGAGAAAGAGCUUGCUCAUGCCGACAGGAUCGCCGAGGAUCUCGAGAAAAAGACCCAGCAAGUCAAGGAACUGUUGAUCAGGAUCAACAGUCUUGAGACUACGCAGCAAAACUACGUCAUCCGUGCCCACAAGGCCGAGGACAUGUCCAGGGGUCUUGAAGCCGAUAUCGCGACUUUGGAGGCUCGCAUUGCUGGAUUGCUGCACACGCUCAAGGAAAAGGAGAAUGGAUUGCAGGCUGCCUUGGACAAGGCCAAGAAGGACCACGACUCUGCCCUGUUGCGUUUGGAGGAGACCCGCAUUACUGUCACCAAUCUCAAGAAGCAACUCGAGGAUGCCGAAAAGGAUGCUCGGCAUCAGCUCCUUGCCAAAGACGACCAAAUCCAUGUUCUCAUGAACGAGAUCAGCCAAUGGGAGAACCAUGAAGAAGGCUGGGUCAACAAGACGACUGAUUUGACAGAGGAAAUUGAGAGGAGCACAGAUUUGGUGCGCCUUAAGGACAAGGCCAUCCACGACCUCAAGUACAAGUUGAGCGAACACAAUUCUGAAAUUGGCCGCCUCAACGACGCCAUCAACCAGGCUCGCGGUGAAAUCCACGCAGACCGCAAGCGCCGCGCCUCUGAAAUCGAGGACACGGUUGCCGAGAAGACCCGCCACUUCCAUCAGGACAAGGCCGUCCUCAAGAGGACCAUCUCCGACCUCGAACACGACAUCAAGCACCUCGAGAAGAAAAUUCGUCUCGAUCACGAUCAUGCCGUCCUUGAACGCCAGUUGGGUGAGCAGAUCCGUGAGCUAACCCUUUGGAAGCAAAACUCGGAAGAGCAAACCAAGGAGUGGGAGAUUACCGUCGCCAACUUGGAGAGCGAGAAAGAGCUGCAGGUCGGAUUGUUGACUCGCUAUGAGCGUCAGAUUGAUACCCUCCAGUCCCAGGUCGAUGGCGCUGAUGCCUGGCGUUUGAGGGCGAUCGGGCAGGCCGAAAAGUUGACUGCGAUGAUUGGCAGACUCGAGAAGGAGCUGAAUACCUUGAAGGCUACCCUUGCUCAGCACGAUGCCAAUGAUGCCAAGCUGACUGAGAGGAUUCAUUCGCUGACCAUCCAGAUCGAAACCCUUGUGACCUCCAGGGAUGAGCUUCGCCGUGAGGCCAGCGCCAAGGAUGACCAGAUUACCGACCUAGAGGAGCGUCUUCGUGGUGAGGUCAAUAGCUAUAAGGCUCGCCUUGCCGACACCCGUCGUGAGCUCUCUGCGAAGGACAAGAAGAUCGAUGUCCUCAACGCCCGGAUUGCUGAGUCCGCUAGACAAAUGGCGGAUCUUGAGUCUCGUGCUGCUCAGGACCAGGACUCGAUGGUAACAAUGGAGAGCACGCUCGACAAGCUGCGCCACACCUUGGCAGCCCAGAUGGACAAGUACAAGUCCCUCGACAGCAAGUAUCAGGCUGCCCUCCAAAUCCAAGCCGACCAAGAUAAGCAACUCUACAAGCUCGAGAAGACCCUCGACCGUGUCAAGGCCGAGGAUUCCGACAAGGUCGAGACCCUCGAGUCCAAGAGCCGUCAUCUCGAGAAGGACCUCAACAAGGCUCUCAAGCGUGUCGAUAUCCUCCAGGUCGAACUCCAUGCAGUCACUCGUCAGUACCAAGAUACUAUGGCCUCGCUCGAGAGAGCUAAGACGCAGAUGACCAAGAUGGUCCCCGCCGAACAGGCAAGUCACGACGCCUGUGCUAAACGCAUCCAUUUGGGUGAGAAGGAGGUUUCCAAGCUGUCGUCCAAGAUUGCAGACCUGAAAUCUCAAGUCGACCGCAUGUCCAAGGACCAAGCCGCUCGGGAUUCUGCCUGGGCAUUGACCGAGAAUAGGUACAAGGACCGGAUCCACCUCUUGACCAAAUCACGAACGACGCUCGAGUUGCGGUUGUGUGAUGCCCAGAAUGCCCGCGAUCUCGAAAAGGCCGCGCAUGACCAGGACUUGCUUCGUGCCCAACGCGAGAAGGAGAAGCAAGAAACUAUGAUCCAGUCCCUGCGCAGGACUCAAAAGCAGAUGCAGAAGGAGUUUACGACGUUAGAAACCCGGAUGCGUCGUGAGAUGAGUGCUACUAAGGAUUUGACGGGUCUGCUGAGCAAGCUCAAGGCUUCUAUUAAGCGUGAUUCUGAAGCCGAGUUGCGAUCCCUUGAUGAGCUCGAAAAGGAGCUCAAGUCGCGGGAGAUGGUGGUUGAGGAGACGAUCUCGAACACUCGCAGCCGGAUGGACAGCGGUACGUUCAUGGAGUCGAAUGAGAGCAGCAGUGGCGACAUGAUGUCCUCCUCGUCUUCAUCGUAUGCCUCGUCUGGCCACCGCAACAUCACCGCCCACUAA